AUGAGCCUAAACACGCACGCUGGCCGCGCCGCCGCCGCAGCAGCAGCACGGGCAGCAGGGGAUGGAUGCCUCGCCGCGGCCACCUCCCGGAUCGCCUCCCACGGCCGCGCGGGCGACGCCGCCGCGGCGCGCGCCGUGUUCGACGCGAUGCCCCGCCGCGACGCCGUCGCCUGGAACGCCAUGCUCACCGCCUACGCCCGCGCCGCGCGGCCGCUGGAGGCGCUCGCGCUCUUCGCCCGCAUGCGCGCGCCGGACGCGUUCUCGCUCACCGCCGCGCUCGCCGCGGCGGCCGCCCUCCGGUCGCCGGCCGCCGGCGCGCAGCUCCACGGCCGCCUCCUCCGCCUCGGCCUGCGCGCGCCGCUCCCCGUCGGCAACGCGCUCGUCUCCAUGUACGCCAAGUGCGCCCGCGCCGCCGACGCAUCUCGCGCGUUCCGGGAGAUGACGGAACGCAAUGCGCUGUCCUGGUGCUCGCUCCUGCAUGCAUUUGUGGUCUCAGGACACAUGGAGCUUGCCCACGAGUUGUUCGACGAAAUGCCCACUAGAAGCAAUGUCGCCUGGAACACGUUGCUCAUGGGGCAUUCUCGCAGCGGCAACGCCAAACAGUGCCUUGCUCUGUUCAACGAGAUGCGUAUGUCAGGACUGACUUGCGAUGAUGCGACGCUCUGCAUUCUUAUUGACGCUUGUGCGGAGCUGCCUAACCCCUCUAAUGGCUUCGCAAUCCACAAGACUGUAGUUCAAAGUGGCUGGAAUGACAUCCCUGAGGUCAAUAACUCGCUGAUUUCCUUCUAUGCUAAAUUCAACUUGCUAGAUUAUGCUGUGCAGAUCUUUGAGUGCAUGAAGAAUCGAACAACUGCUUCGUGGAACUCACUGAUCGAUGCGCACGCAAGGCUUGGCUACAUUGAGCAAGCGGCUGCACUCUUUGAAAGUGCACCCGAGACCAAUGUCAUCUCAUGGACUGCAAUGAUCGGAGGUUUUGCGAGGAACGGCUCAACAAGCGAGGCUCUUGCGCUCUUUGUCAAGAUGACACAGGAGCAUAUCCAUCCUGAUGACUUCGCAUUUGGGGCUGUGCUUCAUGCUUGUGCGUCUGCGCCAUGUCUGGCCAGUGGAAGGAUGGUUCAUACUUGUGCAUUCCGAAGUGGAUUUGCAUCCUACUUGUAUGUGGCCAACAGCUUGAUGGACAUGUAUGCCAAGUGUGGAGACGUAGAGGGUGCAACCAAUGUAUUUGAUGCUAUUCAUCAGAAGGACUUGGUCUCAUGGAACACCAUGUUGUUCGGAUUCGCUAUAAAUGGAUUAUCAAAGGAAGCGUUGGCGGUGUAUGAAAGCAUGUCAUCCCACAAUAUUUCCCCAGAUGAGGUUACAUUCACUGGCUUGCUCACAGCUUGCAGCCAUUCUGGUCUUCUGGAGCAAGGGAGAGCCUUCUUUGAGUCAAUGAUGUCUGUCCAUGAAGUUCAACCAAAACCAGUGCAUUUUUCUUGUGUCCUUGACAUGUAUGCUAGAUCAGGUAACAUUGCAAAGGCCAUUGAGAUGAUGGAACAUUACCCAGAAAUUGUCAAGUCUCCUGGCAGCGACCUAUCCGAGGCUCUGCUUAGCUUCUGCUCAUCAGAGAAUCUGGAUGCCUGGAUUGGAAGGAAGGUAGGAGACAGUGUAGUAGCGACGGCGCCUGCGAGAGACACAGGCUAUGUCAUGCUCUCCAACUUGCUCUGUGCGAGUGGGCAGUGGGACGAGGCUGAGAGGAUGAGGAGAGCCAUGGCUGAGCAGGGUGUCAAGAAGUCUCCUGGUUGUAGUUGGAUCGAAGUGAAGGGAAAAGUUAAGGUAUUUGUAUCAGGUGAGGAAGCAGUCGACCGGAUAGAUAGUGUAUAUGGUGUAAUUUACCUAUUGGAUUAUGAGAUGAGAAAUAGCGUGCCACUGUGAUGUUUAAACUAUUUUUGCCUAGAAAAAAAGGUCAAUUUUACUCCUUCGAACUAUUUGGCCGGAGGACUUAACCCCCUUAUCGGUUUACAAAAUA
Molecule: messenger RNA, 2005 nt
Organism: Oryza brachyantha (malo sina)
Lineage: Eukaryota; Viridiplantae; Streptophyta; Magnoliopsida; Poales; Poaceae
Product: pentatricopeptide repeat-containing protein At2g36980, mitochondrial
Exons: 1
Coding region: 1-1911 (636 amino acids)
Biological process (GO): RNA modification
Molecular function (GO): protein binding; RNA binding
Source: RefSeq, a predicted model, not a curated record